This is a messenger RNA of Suillus plorans, 936 nucleotides long. RefSeq lists its product as uncharacterized. The transcript has 3 exons. Bases 1 to 936 code for a protein of 311 amino acids. NCBI's taxonomy places the organism in Eukaryota, Fungi, Basidiomycota, Agaricomycetes, Boletales, Suillaceae. The record is from RefSeq and is a predicted model, not a curated record.
AUGGGUAUGGGUAAGGGUACGGGUGCCGUGAAAGGUAACCCCCACCCAUACCCCAGGUGUACCCUUACCCGCGACCCGUGCGGGUUACCCAUACCCGUGCAGUUGCCUAACAAUGACAUGCUCGUUGACGCACCGUUCGACGGGAUAGGGCCCGGCAACUAUGCUGAUGCUCCCAGACCAACUCGGUCUGGUCGAGGACAUCCUGGACGUUAUCAUAGAGGGAGAGGAGGGCGCGUCCGCCCUCCCCAACAGCGCGAGCAUGACUCUGACGCCCUCGGCGCGUUCACGCGUUUCUUCCGUGCUGAGGCACAGGCCAGUAAGCGCCCGUUCGGAGUUAAUCUGGACCAUCUCGCUGACCUUCGCCGCCAUCCUCUAGAGGAAUUGGCCACUAGAAAGGAGUCGCACGCCUUUGAUGAGCUUGUGCGCGCCGAGCGCGCCCAACGCGCCUACGAGAGGUAUUCCCCUCGUACUCGUAACCUCUCGUUGGACCACCGUCGUGGUCCUCGUGCUCGCUCGCCUCCUGAGGAACCCCCUCGUCGAGUACGUCGCGCGCAUUCUCCACCUCGUCACCGCGUAUCACGCGCUAGCUCCGUACCGAGCAACCGUUCUGCUCUCACCCCGGCUGCUCAGCUGAUCGCUGACGUGACCAGCAACGCAUCCAUUAUCCUCGCCCCAACUCCUGCCCCCAAGCCUCCUGCGGUCGACCCUGGACGCGACGUCGAGGACAUAAUCGCAGCUGCUGAGCAGCUCGACCUCGAGCAGGCUGGUCAUAUGCCUGGGGUCACUACCGAAGAUGUCCUCGGUAGAAUCAUUCCUCUGCGUUCGCCUCCUUGGGAUCUUCCCCGCGAACCUAAGGAACUCGCAUCACCUGAAGAAAGGUCCUCUCGUUUAGAGGACCUGGAGGGCUCCCUGACUUUCUUACCCUUCAGUAUAUAA